ACCGCCAAAAGCCCGUCUGCGCAAGGUGCGCAAAGGCCGGUGGCGAAUGCGUUUAUCCCGAGUCGCGGAGGAAGCCAGCCACGAAGCGACGAAGCGUGAAAGAGCUCGAGGAGAGGCUCGGUAUGCCACCGCACCGCACCGUGACCGCACUCACCGCCCUUGUCACGUAUUGACACCCACCCAGCCCAGGUGGAAGGACUGCUCAAGACGGUCCACAGGCCAGCGGCCGCCCGCACCGAUGGCGCCUCAACAGAGGGCUCAUCUCCGGGGAUGAGCGCUUUUGGGGGCGAGACCUCCCGGCCCGAGAGGCCGCAAGCUCACCCGAGCGAGCGGGCGAUGCCAUGGAAGCCCCUCUCGCCGAAUACCAGCUCCUCUGGCGGAGACGAUGUCCGGUCCGGCGAGCUGCUCGGGUUGGGCCGAUUUGAAAGCCUGCCCCCUUUUGAGAUGAUUGAGGAUCUCCAUGCAGUAUUCUUUGGAUCGCAGCCCCACUUCAUUCCCCUCAUCCACCCGGGCAACUACUUGCGGGCGUUUCACUCGCCGCCUCAUAUGCGCCCGCCCAUGUGCCUGCAAUAUGCCAUCUGGUCUGCGGCGUCAAACGGGCACCCAAAGUACGGGCUAUUCCACGAUGCCUUGUAUCGCCGUGCCCGUCAGUACCUGGAGGCUGACGAGCUCAAGGGACAAGGAGAACACUUCAUCACGAUUGGCCACGCUCAGGCUUGGGCCAUUAUCGCGAGCGACGAAGCACGCUCCCUGUUGUUCACCAGGGCAUGCAUGAGUUCCGGCAAGGCCGUUCGGCUGGCCGGCAUGAUGGGCCUUCACCGGCUCGACAGCCCGCACACCCAAGAUGAACUUCCCAUGUCUCCCAUGAUUCCUCCGCCCCGAAGCUGGGUUGAACUCGAGGAGCGCCGACGCCUCUUCUGGGGAACUUAUUGUAUGGACUGUUACGGGAGCAUCAGCGCUGGGUGGCCGACUCUGGUAGACGUGGAGCAGGUCACCACCCAUUUGCCCGUGUCUGAGGAAGCCUUUGUCAACGGCACCGAAGAGCCGAGUUUUCCGCUCGAGGAUGCCUUCCGUGGCUCCUCCUACUCCAAAUUUGGGGCAAACGUCGUCAUUUGCCGAAUCUUCACGCGCCUGGUCAACCAUGCUCACCGACCGCUGCCCCACGAUCGCCCGGAAGACGUGGAAUGCGGCGCCUUUUGGAAGCGCCACAGGGAGCUCGACAAUUUGUUGUCUAGCACCUUCAUGUUUCUGCCCGGGCGCUAUCGGCUGCCGCAGAACAUUCACGACCUGAAUGCUGUGCAGUUUAACGUCAACCUACAUGCCGCCGUUAUCUGCCUUCACCUUGCUGCCCGGGAAAAGGCCGAAAGGUUCAAGUUGGGGAAUAUCGUACAGACGAGCCAGACCAGGUGCCUGACCGCCGCCCAGGAGAUCGUCGACAUCCUCAAAACGUCCAAAAACUCCAGGGUCGGGUAUAAGGGCCCUCUAAUGGCCCUUUCUCUGUAUUUCGCCGCUUUAACAUACAUCGCCCAGGCGAAAGACAAGAUGAACGACCUCAACAGGGCCAAUUUGGAAUUCAUCAUCCGGUGGAUGAAGAGCACUGAAACAUCCCACGUAAUAACCCAUGCUUACCUGCAGCAGCUUCUGCGCGACCUCAAAGGCAACGGUAUCUCGGUCUCGGUGGGCGACAUACCCGAACUUGAUCCCCCUGGCGGAGGGCACAGCCAUGGCGUCCCGCUGAUCGCCAAGUCGCGUCACGCUAAGCUGCAGUCGCCCCUACCCGGCCGUCUACCUCUAGGCGCGCCACAAGGUACCCUUCCAACGCCGACCUCCGGUGCAAUCUCGGCAUGUGCCACCUUAAUGAGCCGACAUUCCACGUUCGAAGAGAACGAGGGUCAUGCCAACAAGCGGAUGCGCACCUCAGCGGGGACAGGCGCCGGCGGCCCUCACAAGGGUCCGGCCGCGACGUGGACCCAGCAGAUGACAGACACCACCAUGGACCCGGCCCCAGACCUGUUCGAGUACACAGGCGACAGCUGGUCCUACACGACCAAAUACACGAUCAACCCGCUGACGGUCCUGCCCACCCACCGGACGGGUUCCCCGGCCAUCAACAGGUUCAACAUGGCGGACACCAUCAACUUUAACUUCUCCGCGCCCGCCCCGGCGGCCGGGCCACCGCCAGCGUUUUUCCAGCUCGACCCGCCCGGACUCCUGCCGAACGCAGGCUUCGGGAUGCACGACAUCCGUCCCGACGCUGCCAUCUCCACUGCCGCCGCCGCCGCCGCCGCCGCCGCCGUGGACACCAACCAGAGCAGGCAGGCAGACAACCCCCCCAACGACGACGGCGCCGCUGCCGAUGCGAGCGCCAACCUCCACCUCGCCCCCGACCUCCCCGAUCUCGGGGAUAUCUUUAGCAUGGACCAGCAGUGGACCCUCUCUGAAUCCUUCUACGCCAUGCUGGACAUGGCCAACCCUACGACGUCACAGUCAGGGGGCGACAAUCUCAAUGCCUGGGCGGCAUUAAACAACGAUUCUAGCCGACAAGGACCGACAGGUGUAUGAGGCUGAGCGGGAAAAACAUUGAUGAGGUUGGAAGGAACCCAGGUAAAGUGUCUUGACUGGUUCGUCGGGGUUUGUAAAUGUUAUGCAUGGGUUGGAUGAAUCUUGGCGUAUUCCCCCUCUGCUCCCGACUCUAUUACGAUUUCGGAUAAAAUGUUUUGUACAAUACCAGGGCGUUUGGAUCGGAUCGGAUAUACCGGGAGGACGGAUGGUCACG
Messenger RNA from Thermothelomyces thermophilus ATCC 42464, 2776 nucleotides. RefSeq lists its product as uncharacterized. NCBI's taxonomy places the organism in Eukaryota, Fungi, Ascomycota, Sordariomycetes, Sordariales, Chaetomiaceae. Gene Ontology annotation, molecular function: zinc ion binding; DNA binding. The record is from RefSeq and is a predicted model, not a curated record. Gene Ontology annotation, cellular component: nucleus. The transcript has 4 exons. Gene Ontology annotation, biological process: DNA-templated transcription. The coding region runs from base 271 to 2562 and encodes 763 amino acids.